GCUUUCCAGCAGCAGCAAAGCGACGCUUUUCAAGAGGAGAGCGCAGAUCGGAAGAGGCAAGAUUCUGCAGACUCACAACCAGCACCCUCAACUCUGACAGGUAGCGGCUUUCUCUGAGCAGAUCAGGCAGGGUGCCCAUGUGCCUCUUCCAUGCCCCUUCCACAACUCCUGCCAACUCGGAGCUGCUUUGUAUAAUGGGACGUGGGAACGCCUGCCUGCGGGAGCAUGUGCUCUGCCACUGAUCCUGGCUCGUAGUGCACGCCCUCCUUAAGACUGUUUGCAAACAACCCAGAGCCUUGAAAGGAGCAAAGAGAAGCCGACCAACAAGGACAGCACGAGACAGCCAUGCCCAUCUCGAGGAAGUUCAGAGGGCAAACUUCACGCACUGUUGAGCUAUAAAGAAUAUUGCUGGGUUGUUCCCUGCCCCACUCAAGGUGCAUGUAUGUGCAUAUACUGAAGAUCUCGCUCUCUCUAUAUAUCUAUCGGCCUUCUUUCUAUUUGGGGCAUUCGCUGCGAACAGAGCAACUCGGAGCAGAGAACUGACAGCAGGAGCGUUUAAAAUGAAGACUGAAAAUCAAUAUACGGGCGCCGUGCCAUCCGAAGGCAGGAAGGGGAAAUGGCAAGAGGAACCCCGAACAAAAGAACAUUUCCCAUUUGGAGCAAAAAGGCGGGAAAGGAAGAUUAACAUUUCCAGUAAACAGAGUACUUGUGAACUCAAUAGACAGAAUACUUGUGAAUCUUCUGGAGAUGGUACCCUGAUUACAGCGAUGUCUUGGAAUGUCAAUAUGUAAAUUCAAAGAAUGACCCUCAUCCUCAGCUUGGUGACCUUGGUGGCUGCCUUUGGGUCGUCUUUCCAGUACGGCUACAACGUCUCCGUGAUAAACUCUCCAGAACUGUUCAUGAAAGCUUUUUACAACGAAACCUACUACGAAAGGAAUGGGGAGUAUAUGAGCAAGGACAUGAUGACAGCCCUCUGGUCAAUCACAGUGUCUUUCUUCCCACUUGGAGGCUUCUUUGGGUCACUAUUGGUUGGCCCCAUGGUGAACAAAUGUGGCAGAAAAGGCACCUUGCUGAUCAACAAUGUCUUCUCCAUCAUCCCUGCAAUUCUCAUGGGAGCCUCCAAGGUGGCAAAGACUUUUGAAGUGAUCAUCGUCUGUCGGAUCAUCAUUGGCAUCUGUGCAGGCUUGUCUUCCAACGUUGUCCCCAUGUACCUUGGAGAGCUGUCUCCCAAAAACCUAAGGGGGGCCGUGGGGGUGGUCCCGCAGCUCUUCAUCACCAUCGGGAUCCUCGCUGCUCAGAUUCUGGGCAUGCGGAUGAUCCUCGGAAGCACAGAAGGCUGGCCAAUUCUGUUGGGUCUAACUGGGAUCCCUGCAGUGCUGCAGCUUUUCCUGCUUCCCUUUUUCCCUGAAAGUCCCAGGUACCUGCUGAUUCAGAAGGGAGAUGAAGCAGGUGCCAAAGCAGCCCUGAAGAAGCUGAGGGGCUGGGAUGACGUAGAGGAGGAGAUGGAGGAGAUGCGCCUGGAGGACCAGGCGGAGAAAGCAGAGGGGCGGAUGUCCGUGCUGACCCUCUUCACCUACCGAGGCCUCCGCUGGCAGCUCAUCUCCAUCAUCGCGAUGAUGGCGGGGCAGCAGCUCUCCGGGAUUAACGCCGUCUACUACUACGCUGACAGUAUCUAUAGGAGCUCAGGUGUGGAGGAAAACGACGUGCAGUUCGUGACCGUGGGGACAGGAGCUGUCAACGUCGUGAUGACGUUGUUAGCGGUCUUUAUCGUCGAGUCUCUGGGGCGGAGAAUUCUGCUUCUGGCCGGUUUUGGGAUCUGCUGUGCUGCCUUGGCUGUGCUAACGGUGGCUCUGAAUCUCAAGCACAUCAACGGGAUGCCCUACUUGAGUAUAGCCUGCGUUAUUGCCUAUGUCAUCGGACACGCUAUCGGAGCCAGCCCGAUUCCGAGUGUGAUGAUAAUUGAGAUGUUCCUCCAGUCGUCUCGCCCAGCGGCAUUCAUGGUUGGAGGCUCUGUUCACUGGCUAUCAAACUUCACAGUGGGUCUGGUCUUCCAAUACAUGGAUCAAGGGCUCGGAGCCUAUUCAUUCCUCAUUUUCUGCGGCAUCUGCUUGGCCACCUUCAUUUACAUCUUCCUGGUAGUCCCCGAAACCAAGAACAAAACCUUCAUGGAAAUCAACCAGAUCAUGGCGAAGAGGAACGGCACCGAAGAUGAGACGGACAAAGAGGAAAUGAAGGAUUUUGCUGACAUCUCACAGCCUUACAGCAAGAAAGCCGAGGCACAGAGGAACAGCGCCCUCUAAGACAUCUCUGGUCCCUCACCCAGGAGUGGCUGAAGCCCAACUCUCCUCCAGCCAUCUUGGUGGCACAUGCCACCCUUCGAAUUUCCUCCCCCUCCCCGCAUUGUCGUGGGCGAGGUGUAAAUAACCCCAUGUAGUUGUGCCCUCCAAUACCCUCCUUGCUACAUCCUUCUCACAUGGACAAAAACUCCCAGCAGCAGCCCCCCCCCCAAAAAAAAGAUACUGCCCUUUCUCUAGCAUCAAAGACUUUGCCAUUUCCGGAUGCCUUGCCUAUAAUUUUUUUAAAAGGCGUUCACCUGUUCAAGACACAUUUCUGAAGAACCAAGAUGGGAAACUUCUUGCCAGUUCGGAAGCGUUUCCAAAGACGGUAACUGAGUUUGGAGGGUGUUGGCAAAGCGAUCUGCAGGCAGAUGUGUGUUUGGUUGUUAGGCAUUGGGCUGCUGUGAAUCCACCUGACCCUGAGAUUCACUGUAUGGCUGGACCCAAGAUCCUCUUACAAAUGUAGUAUUUCCUCUCUGCAUUUCUUCUGCCUUCACAUCCCACAAACUGAAGCACAGACCUGGGGGUGUACUCCGAGGUAAGUCAAGAUAAUCUGAUUUUAGACACCUGGCAAGCACGCAAUUCCUCUUUGCAAAAGGCAGAGGACGUGCCACAAGACCAUUUCAGCCAAGCCGUACCCACAAGCUGUCUUAUUGGAGGGUUCCUAGUAGACCCAUCAAUGAGAAUGAACAUGACUGCCUUAGAUUCAUGCAUUCCAGUGGGUCUGCACUGAGCAUAAUUUGGUUGGAUACAAUCCUGAGGGCAUUAGGUGUAGGCAGGUAAAGACCUGAUCCAGCUAAAAGGGGCUUUGCCAAACCCACCCCACCCCCCAAUCAGCCCUAGAGCAACACAAACCCAGAGGCCUUUCAUCAUAUCUGCUGCAGCCCUUAUUUUAACUCUGCAUGGGGGUGGGCAUGUGACAGAGUCCUUAUUUCAUUGCAGGAAGCCCUGCCAAUGGAAAGAAGUGAAACUCUAUAUCUGUCCAAUGCCUGCACUGGCAUUUCUAGCCUUAAAAAGCCCCCACGCCCAACUUAAUGGGGUUCCUAACGAGGUCUCAAAUGACUCAGUGGACCCAGAAUAAUUCUGAAUUCCUUGCUGGAGAGUGUAUGUGUGUUUGCAGGGGGGUCAUGAUGUUUUGGCACGUAUCCCUGCUCGUUAAGGAAGUGAAAGGAGUCUGUUACAACACCGUUUUUUAACCUCAACUCUUCCCCUGCUGGAUUGGUAUCAAUUGCCAGGCUAUAAUGGCUAUAACUAAAACACUAAUUUUAAUCAUUUUGAUUUUCAUUAAAGCACCAAUGGAGCUCUAAUUUUGAUUCAGCCUUAGCUUAACAGGCAAAUAAGUCUAGAAGGCAGUAUCCCUUAAAUGCCUUCCAUCUAGCUGGCUUGAGAUUUUGCUGUCUGCUUUUCGUGAAAGUGGACAUUUCUCCCACGACCUAGAAACAAUCAUGAAAAUUUGCAAUUUAAUUUUAAGCACAAUUUGUGUGCUUUACGUUUACUGUGUGCUUUAAAAAGUGGUGAAGGGGUGUCCUUGCUUGUGGAUGAAGUGAGGAAUAUAAUGCACAUUUGAGUUUUUUAAUUAUUGUUAUUUUAGUAUUGAACUAGGGUUAUUUUAGAGGGGAAAGCAGGUUUUUAGGAUUAAGGGAUGUAUAACACACAUUCUGGGACCCAGGUGGCACUGUGGGUUAAACCACUGAGCCUAGGGCUUGCUGAUCAGAAGGUCAGCGGUUCGAAUCCCUGUGACGGGGUGAGCUCCCGUUGCUCGGUCCCAGCUCCUGCCAACCUAGCAGUUCGAAAGCACGUCAAAAUGCAAGUAGAUAAAUAGGAACCGCUACAGCGGGAAGGUAAACGGCGUUUCCAUGUGCUGCUCUGGUUUGCCAGAAGCGGCUCUGUCAUGCUGGCCACAUGACCUGGAAGC
Molecule: messenger RNA, 4251 nt
Organism: Zootoca vivipara (common lizard)
Lineage: Eukaryota; Metazoa; Chordata; Lepidosauria; Squamata; Lacertidae
Product: solute carrier family 2, facilitated glucose transporter member 5
Biological process (GO): dehydroascorbic acid transport
Cellular component (GO): plasma membrane
Molecular function (GO): D-glucose transmembrane transporter activity
Source: RefSeq, a predicted model, not a curated record